This is a messenger RNA of Podarcis raffonei (Aeolian wall lizard), 2940 nucleotides long. RefSeq names its product heat shock protein 90 alpha family class A member 1 (gene HSP90AA1). Lineage: Eukaryota; Metazoa; Chordata; Lepidosauria; Squamata; Lacertidae. Gene Ontology annotation, cellular component: perinuclear region of cytoplasm; plasma membrane; cytosol. Bases 137 to 2323 code for a protein of 728 amino acids. Gene Ontology annotation, molecular function: disordered domain specific binding; ATP-dependent protein folding chaperone; ATP binding. The record is from RefSeq and is a predicted model, not a curated record. Gene Ontology annotation, biological process: cellular response to heat; protein stabilization; protein folding. The transcript is spliced from 11 exons.
GAGGCGGCAGCGAGGCUAUAUAAGGCGAGCGUGAGGCGGGGGCGCCGCGCAGUGCAGCUCGAGAGGAGGUAGCGGGAGAGCGAGCUCUCUGAGAGGAAGCGUUCUCAAGCAGCUUGGUCAUCCAACCGCCGCCGAGAUGCCAGAGGAAGUACACACACAAGAUCAGCCAAUGGAGGAGGAUGUGGAGACCUUUGCCUUCCAGGCAGAGAUAGCUCAGUUGAUGUCCCUGAUCAUCAACACUUUCUAUUCCAAUAAGGAAAUCUUCCUCAGGGAGCUUAUCUCCAAUUCAUCUGAUGCUCUCGAUAAAAUCAGAUAUGAGAGUUUGACUGACCCAAGCAAACUGGAUUCUGGAAAGGAUCUGAAGAUCAACCUUAUUCCUAACAAGCACGAUCGUACCCUUACUAUUGUGGAUACUGGCAUUGGAAUGACCAAAGCUGAUCUGGUGAAUAAUCUGGGAACCAUCGCCAAAUCUGGCACCAAAGCCUUCAUGGAGGCCUUGCAAGCUGGUGCAGAUAUCUCCAUGAUUGGUCAAUUUGGUGUUGGUUUCUACUCUGCGUAUCUGGUUGCUGAGAAAGUAACUGUGAUCACCAAGCACAAUGAUGAUGAACAGUAUGCUUGGGAGUCUUCAGCUGGUGGAUCAUUUACUGUCCGGCUGGACAAUGGUGAGCCUUUAGGCCGUGGUACAAAGGUUAUUCUACAUUUGAAGGAAGAUCAAACAGAAUACAUUGAAGAGAGACGAAUUAAAGAAAUAGUCAAGAAGCACUCCCAGUUUAUUGGAUAUCCAAUAACACUUUUUGUGGAGAAAGAGCGUGAUAAAGAGGUGAGUGAUGAUGAGGCUGAGGAAAAAGAGGAAGAGAAGGAAGAAAAGGAAGAAAAAGCUGAAGAUAAACCUGAGAUUGAAGAUGUUGGCUCUGAUGAGGAAGAGGAAAAGAAAGAGGGCGACAAGAAGAAAAAGAAGAAGAUCAAGGAGAAGUACAUUGACCAGGAAGAGCUGAACAAGACUAAGCCAAUUUGGACCAGGAACCCAGAUGACAUUACUAAUGAAGAAUACGGAGAAUUCUACAAGAGCCUGACCAAUGAUUGGGAAGAUCAUCUAGCAGUCAAACACUUCUCUGUGGAAGGGCAGCUGGAAUUCAGAGCACUCUUGUUUGUUCCAAGGCGUGCACCUUUUGACUUGUUUGAAAACAGAAAGAAAAAGAAUAACAUCAAGCUGUAUGUGCGCAGAGUGUUCAUCAUGGAUAACUGUGAAGAAUUAAUCCCUGAAUAUCUGAAUUUCAUGCGAGGUGUUGUUGAUUCAGAAGACCUGCCUCUAAAUAUUUCCCGUGAAAUGCUGCAACAGAGCAAGAUUCUGAAAGUGAUCCGGAAGAACUUAGUCAAGAAAUGCUUAGAACUCUUUACUGAGCUGGCAGAAGAUAAAGAAAACUACAAGAAGUUCUACGAGCAGUUUUCCAAAAACAUUAAGCUUGGCAUACAUGAGGAUUCACAGAAUCGCAAGAAACUAUCAGAGUUGUUGAGAUACUAUACUUCUGCAUCUGGGGAUGAGAUGGUAUCAUUAAAAGAUUACUGCACCCGGAUGAAGGAAAAUCAGAAACAUAUAUACUACAUUACAGGUGAAACCAAAGAUCAAGUAGCAAACUCUGCUUUUGUGGAGCGCCUUCGUAAACAUGGUUUGGAAGUAAUUUACAUGAUUGAGCCCAUUGAUGAAUACUGUGUACAGCAGCUAAAAGAAUUUGAGGGGAAGACUUUGGUUUCAGUAACAAAAGAGGGACUGGAACUUCCUGAAGAUGAAGAGGAGAAAAAGAAACAGGAGGAGAAGAAAGCAAAGUUUGAAAGCCUCUGCAAGAUCAUGAAAGAUAUACUUGAAAAGAAAGUAGAGAAGGUUGUAGUCUCCAACAGAUUGGUGACUUCCCCAUGCUGUAUUGUGACCAGCACAUAUGGCUGGACAGCAAACAUGGAGAGGAUAAUGAAAGCACAAGCACUCAGGGAUAACUCCACAAUGGGCUACAUGGCUGCCAAGAAGCAUCUGGAGAUCAAUCCUGACCAUUCUAUUAUUGAGACACUGAGGCAGAAGGCAGAAGCUGAUAAGAAUGACAAAUCAGUGAAGGACCUGGUCAUCCUGCUGUAUGAGACUGCUCUCCUGUCAUCUGGCUUCAGUCUAGAAGACCCCCAGACACAUGCCAACCGUAUCUAUAGAAUGAUAAAACUUGGUUUGGGUAUAGAUGAAGAUGAUACUGUUACAGAAGAAACUACCCCUGCAGUUGCUGAAGAAAUGCCACCACUUGAAGGAGAUGAUGACACAUCACGCAUGGAGGAAGUGGAUUAAAUGGUUGACUUCUUGAAAGAGAAAUUUGGAUAUAUUUCUUUUGCCCUUGGCUUUGAAUAAGUUAUAUUUUGUAUAUUAUGAAUGUGACCUGCCAAAACGUCUUGACACUUGUCUGCAUUCCCUCUUUAUAUUUAUUUUUGAAGAUGUUACACCUUUAUUUUUGUUAAAUUUCUUUUUAAAGUUUUAUGUGAGAUGCCAUUGAGGGAGUGUCUUCUCAUGACAAAUAACACUGUACAAUCCUAUAUACAGGCGAAUAAAUUCUAUUGGUUAAGUGGAUGGCAGGGUUUUGAGGUUGGCUGUGGACAGAAAAGGGAUACGUUGGGAGCUUAGAUUUGUUCUGCAAUGUUGCUGUUAAGGCUCUGAAGUUCUGAUAACUCAACCAUCUGUAACAUACAAUGCCUAGUAACUAGGUAUUGCAACUUUAAAAAGUGGAAUAUUUAAACAUCCUAUUCAAAGUUCUGGGAUAUUGAUGUUUAGUCUUUUUAUAUACUGUAAAAAGGAUUCUAAAUUCCACACUUAAAAUAGAUUAGACUCUACUGUAAAUCUAUUGUGACUAAUGCAGUUUUGCAUGUACAGUUACUCUGGAAGUAUCUAGAAAUAAAAGUGUUCAGAAUGUA